Molecule: messenger RNA, 444 nt
Organism: Perkinsus marinus ATCC 50983
Lineage: Eukaryota; Perkinsozoa; Perkinsida; Perkinsidae
Exons: 1
Coding region: 1-444 (147 amino acids)
Source: RefSeq, a predicted model, not a curated record
AUGAUAGAGUAUGAGCUCAAUACUCUAGCUAAAGACCAUAAACUCUAUCAAUUGGAUAAUAGUAGCUCUAUUAUAAACAAUAUACCUAACCCUGACACCAUCUACCAUGGAGUUAUUAAUCAUAAUCCUUAUAUUCAUAUCAACCUUCAAUUAAAUGAGCUUAAACCCAGAUUGGAUAUACAAGGGGAAGAAACAGAGAAGACUAUGGAACUAUUGGUGUUUCCCAUAGGGGGGAAGGCGGCUGCUGCUGCUGCUGCGUUGUUCGUGCAGAUCCGCAUCAUCAGUGAUGAUGGUGAUGAUGUUACUGUUAGACAUUUGAUUAUGGAACCUGAUGAUGAUGAUAGAGAUAUACAUAAUAUUGGUAGAGAGAAGAAGGGAGAGGUGGGUUAUGGUGUAGAUAACCUCGGUGAAUGGGAUAAUAAAUAUGUAGUGGCCCACUACUAG